Molecule: messenger RNA, 1214 nt
Organism: Triticum aestivum (bread wheat)
Lineage: Eukaryota; Viridiplantae; Streptophyta; Magnoliopsida; Poales; Poaceae
Molecular function (GO): protein binding
Source: RefSeq, a predicted model, not a curated record
UCCGCGACGGCCGCGUCCUCCUCGGCCGCAGGUUUGGAAAGGACGACCCGUCUCCGGUCUUCCGGGAGCUUGUGGUGUGCGACCCCUUGCACCGGCGGUACGUCCUGCUUCCACCAUUUCCGGACGACCUGGCCCAUUGGGUGGAGCACCAGGUCUACAACCCUUUCAAACCUUUCCUCCUCCCCGUCGCCGAGGAGGAGACGGAAGAGACAGCAUUCAGAAUCAUCUGGAUGGCGCAUUGCAGAACUAAGCUGGCCGCGUUUGUCUUCUCUUCCAGCACCGGAAAAUGGCAAGAAGCCACCAAGAGCGGGCCGACUGGUUUGGUCCUUGACAGGGGCGACUCGGCCAUACUGUCACGGAUCCACCCUCAUUUUCUCAUGCGCCAUUAUGCCUAUGGCUGCUUCUACUGGGACUGGCUUGUGACCGGGAGCAGAAAGUUGCUCAUGCUUGACACCAGGAGGAUGGAGUUCUCCUUUGCCGACCUCCCACCCGGAGAGUGGAGUAAACGUGUAGCCAUUGUGGAGGCAGGGGAAGGCAGGCCUGGGAUUUUUGGGUUCCAUGGUGAAAUUGCAUCUGAUCUCAGCUAUGCCAUUGCGCAAAAUACAGGCGAGAGUCCGAACCAGUGGCAAAUGUUGAAGACAAUAUCACUAGACCCUGGAUACAUAUAUUCUAUCGAUGCUGCAACGGGAAGGUACUUGCUAUUGGUAAGGACGGUGGCCUCUUCUCUAGGGAAUUUGGUAGAGAAUUCACUCGUCGAAUAUUUCUCAAUGGACGCCAAGAUGUUGCAGCUUCAGAGGGUUUGUACCAAACAAUGCUCGCUUAUGUAUAAUGGGACACACAUAUAUGCCGACUUUCCACCAUCGCUGUUGUCUUCACGGGCAAUAUAAGUGGUAGAAUUUCUAUUCCAUCAUGUCCCUCACUUUGUAAGUAUCAGUAUCACACAACUUGUAUAACGCGUGAUUUUUCAUUAGUAGUAGUUUUGAUGGUCAAGCUAAUGUAGCCGGAAUACAAGUGUUGAUCCAGUUUGAAUUGUUUGAACCUCGAGAAAGUUCAUUGAGUCAUGCAUAACUCAUUUUGUACACAUUUCUUUUGAUAGAUAUAAGGCAUGGCAAAAGUUUUCUUUUAGUCAUCUACACAUGUAAAAUUUUGUCUCAGUUUUGUUUUGUAAAUCUGCCUAACUGACAACAGUAGAGCUAUGAAAAUGGUGAAGAGAA